This is a messenger RNA of Cucurbita pepo subsp. pepo (vegetable marrow), 1397 nucleotides long. Its product is annotated as UDP-glucose 4-epimerase GEPI48. Gene Ontology annotation, biological process: galactose metabolic process. Gene Ontology annotation, cellular component: cytosol. The record is from RefSeq and is a predicted model, not a curated record. Gene Ontology annotation, molecular function: UDP-glucose 4-epimerase activity. Lineage: Eukaryota; Viridiplantae; Streptophyta; Magnoliopsida; Cucurbitales; Cucurbitaceae.
GAAAAAACAGACUUUUUCUCUGAUAUUCUCUUCCAGUUUAGCCUCUACUUCUAUAAAUUUGUUCUCCAUUUCCGAAUCUUUCUUCUUCAGCGGUUUCAAUUCUCUGCCCCUUUUGAUCAACUCUUCUUCUUCAUUCUCUUCUCUGGUUAUGGCGAAAUCUAUUCUUGUCACUGGUGGUGCUGGCUAUAUUGGAAGCCACACUGUUCUUCAGCUCCUCCUCGGCGGUUACCGGACUGUCGUUGUCGAUAAUUUGGAUAAUUCCUCUGAAAUUGCUGUUCGUCGUGUCAAGGAGCUCGCCGGCGAUCUCGGAAAAAAUCUUUCGUUCCAUAAGGUGGAUCUCAGGGAUAAACAGGCUUUGGAGAAGGUGUUUGCCUCAACACUAUUUGACACUGUUAUUCACUUUGCUGGGCUGAAAGCAGUUGGAGAAAGUGUACAGAAACCAUUGCUUUACUAUGACAACAACUUGAUUGGAACAAUUACUUUAUUGGAAGUCAUGGCGGCCCAUGGUUGUAAAAAGCUCGUCUUCUCGUCUUCAGCCACCGUCUAUGGUUGGCCAAAGGAGGUGCCAUGUACAGAAGAAUUCCCCCUCUCUGCAGCAAACCCAUAUGGACGAACCAAGCUUUUCAUAGAAGAAAUAUGUCGUGACACGUACCGAUCGGACUCGGAAUGGAAAAUCAUAUUGCUAAGAUAUUUCAAUCCAGUUGGUGCACAUCACAGUGGCUAUAUUGGCGAGGAUCCUCGUGGAAUCCCGAACAACCUUAUGCCUUUCGUGCAGCAAGUUGCUGUUGGCAGGCGUCCUGCCUUGACAGUCUUUGGAACCGACUAUGCAACGAAAGAUGGAACUGGAGUACGUGAUUAUAUUCAUGUUGUUGAUUUAGCUGAUGGACACAUUGCUGCAUUGCGCAAGUUGGAUGCGGCUGGUAUAGGUUGUGAAGUUUACAAUUUGGGAACUGGAAAGGGUACAUCAGUUUUGGAGAUGGUUGCAGCUUUUGAAAAGGCAUCUGGAAAGAAAAUUCCUCUUGUAAUGUCUGCACGCCGACCCGGUGACGCUGAAAUCGUCUACGCGUCUACACACAAAGCAGAAAAGGAGCUGAACUGGAAAGCAAAAUAUGGAAUAGAGGAGAUGUGCAGGGAUCAGUGGAACUGGGCCAGCAAGAAUCCUUAUGGCUAUGAACCUCCCAGCUCCAAGUGAUGGGUAUGACUUCUUGGUUACCUUCCAAGUUGAUCAUAACUGAGAUAUCUCGAUGUAAUGAAGCCUAUUUAAUAAAAACAGCUCUUUUAAGUUCGAAGUCCUCCAUUGAUUUGGUUCAGUUUUUGAUCAAUUUCGUUCGAUUUUGUGAAAACAAGGAGAGAGUUAGAUCUUGAUGGAUUAUGAUAUAACCCGUUUCGUUUGGAUA